Messenger RNA from Penicillium soppii, 2634 nucleotides. Its product is annotated as vacuolar protein sorting-associated protein 35. Gene Ontology annotation, biological process: intracellular protein transport; retrograde transport, endosome to Golgi. Gene Ontology annotation, cellular component: retromer, cargo-selective complex; retromer complex; late endosome. The transcript is spliced from 5 exons. Bases 1 to 2634 code for a protein of 877 amino acids. The record is from RefSeq and is a predicted model, not a curated record. NCBI's taxonomy places the organism in Eukaryota, Fungi, Ascomycota, Eurotiomycetes, Eurotiales, Aspergillaceae.
AUGGCUAGCCCACCACCCGUCACCGAGGACCAGAACCGCCUCCUCGAAGAGGCAUUGGGGGUGGUGAGGCAGCAGUCGAGUCUGAUGCGCAAAUGUCUAGAGACUCCUGGAAAGCUCAUGGAUGCGCUCAAAUGCGGCUCGACUCUUGUCUCCGAACUACGAACCCCUAGUCUUGGCCCGAAACAAUAUUACGAAUUGUACAUGGCCGUCUUUGAUGCAUUGCGACACUUAUCCGUCUACCUAAAGGAGAACCACCCCGUCAACCACCUAGCCGACUUAUACGAGCUCGUCCAAUAUGCCGGCAAUAUUGUCCCCCGAUUGUACCUAAUGAUUACUGUCGGCACCGUCUAUAUGUCCGUCGAAGAUGCGCCGGUCAAGGAAAUCAUGAAGGACAUGAUGGAGAUGAGCAGAGGUGUCCAACACCCGAUCCGUGGUUUGUUCCUGCGAUACUACCUCUCUGGUCAAGCGAGGGACUACUUGCCCUCAGGAACCGGCGAUGGUCCAGAGGGAAAUAUGCAAGAUUCGAUCAAUUUUGUUUUGACGAAUUUCGUGGAAAUGAAUAAGCUCUGGGUCCGGCUUCAGCACCAAGGCCCCUCACGAGAACGGGAGAGGCGGAUCCAAGAAAGACGUGAACUGGAGCUACUUGUCGGUAGUAACGUUGUUCGACUCAGUCAGCUUGUUGAUCUCGAAGGAUACAAAAAUGGCAUUCUGCAAGCGCUUUUGGAGCAGGUUGUACAAUGCAGAGAUGUCCUCGCGCAAGAAUAUCUCCUGGAAGUCAUCACAAAGGUGUUCCCAGAUGAGUUCCAUCUGCAUACAUUGGACCUUCUAUUAUCCGCUAUUGCUAGACUCAAUCCGCAUGUCGAUCUGAAGAAAAUCGUCAUCGGGCUCAUGGACCGUUUAUCUUCGUACGCAUCAAGGGAAGCAGAUGCGGCAGUGGAGCCAGAAGCUAAGAAACAGAGCGAGGAAGAAGCUGUCACCCGUCUAUUGGAGAAGCUUGAGCUUGCUAAAGAGACCAAAGCCCAAGAGGCAAAGGAUGCCAGUGCUAACAAAAGCUCCAAAGAAAAUGCUACUGAGAACGGCACCGAAGAGCCGGCAGCAGAGAGCGCUGAGACUUCUGAGCCACCGAAGGAAGAGAGUACAGUCGAGAAUCGGGAUGACACGAAGCCUGGCAUCCCAGCGGAAGUCAGGCUGUAUGACAUUUUCUACGAUCAGGUGGUCAGUUUGAUCAAGACGCGCGCAUUGCCGAUCCAAGAUACCAUGGCGUUAUUGGUAUCGCUUGUCAACCUGGCAUUGAACAUCUACCCAGACCGUUUGGAGUAUGUUGACCAGGUUCUGGAUUUUGCAACGCAAAAGACCGCCGAGUACACCGAUCAUGCCGAUUUGCAUUCUGCACCAACCCAACAGCAUAUCCUUCAUCUCCUCAACGCUCCUCUCAAAUCCUACAUCUCUAUUUUCACAGCCUUGGCACUGCCACACUAUCUGCCGCUUUUGACCUCACAGUCAUACCCCACCAGGAGGGCUGUAGCAAGUGAGAUCCUUCGCAGCCUUCUGAGAAACAAGAUCUUGGUAUCCACAACAGAAAACCUCGAUCGUGUACUCCAGGCUGCGAGAGUAUUGAUCAAGGAGGGCAUGCAACAGUCUGUUGGAUACCCCGGCGCACAGUCACAGCGACGAGGAGGCGAAACCGAUGAGACGGUUGAAGAGCAAGGAUGGCUCGCGAGAUUAGUGCACUUGAUUCAAGCAAAGGACAACGACACUCAGCUCAAGCUUCUCCAAGCAACACGCAAGGCUUUCACUGAUGGAAACGAGCGAAUCCGCUAUACCACCCCUGCAAUUGUGACGGCAUCGAUUCGACUGGCCCGGAAACUGAAGUCGCGCGAGCAUUACGACGACAAUUGGCAAUCUCAAUCGUCGGCUUUGUACCGGUUCAUGCACCAGAGCAUCAACAACUUGUACCAGCGGGUAAAUCCAGGCUGUGCCGAUCUUGCACUGCGACUAUUCGUUAUGUGUGGUGAAGUUGCCGACCAGACAGGGUUCGAAGAAGUCAGUUACGAGUUCUUCGCGCAGGCAUUUACCAUCUACGAAGAUGCGAUCAGUGACUCGCGCGCCCAGUUCCAGGCUGUUUGUAUCAUUUCAGGUGCUUUGCACGGGAGUCGUGGAUUCUCUAAAGAGAACUACGACACACUCAUUACUAAGGCUGCAUUGCAUGGAAGCAAGCUCCUCAAGAAGCCUGAUCAAUGCCGCGCAGUGUAUCUCGCAAGUCAUCUCUGGUGGGUAGUUGAAAACCCCCAGCGUGGAGAGGAUGAUCCCAAGGAUCUCUACCGAGACGGCAAACGAGUUCUUGAGUGCCUGCAGCGUGCCCUCCGCGUGGCCGAUGCCUGCAUGGACACGGGUGUUUCCGUUGAACUUUUCGUGGAAAUCCUCAAUCGCUACGUGUACUAUUUCGACCAGCAGAACGAGACCGUCACCACGAAGUAUCUGAACGGCCUUAUCGAACUCAUCCACUCUAACCUGCAGAGCAGUGAAGAAGAGGCGAACUCGAGUCUCGACGGCCCGAAGCGUCACUUUGAACGCACGCUGGAGUAUAUCAGGUCACGUGAGUAUGAAGGCAUUGUCACCGAUCCCCCUAAGUAA